Physella acuta is the source of this 547-nucleotide messenger RNA. RefSeq lists its product as uncharacterized. Lineage: Eukaryota; Metazoa; Mollusca; Gastropoda; Physidae. The record is from RefSeq and is a predicted model, not a curated record.
UAGUUUUAGGUUGGUUGUCAUAUUUUUAAUAACCAUGGCAACCAAAUCCCUGAUAUUGAUUAUUGUCCUCGUCUGUCUGGUGACUCAUUAUAAAAAAAUGAACAGAUGCACUGCACGGUUUCGUCGUCCUAUUGUACAUUACGACAAAUGCUACUUCAAUAACAGAGAAACUGAUAGAGACCGCUACAUGAAUGUUGAAGUAACUCCUGUACAAGACAGCGAGAGUUAUCGUCCCUCUCCUACACUAGAGUUGUCUAACCUACACCAGUACAGCGAAGUUCAGGAUGUCCUGACCUUGACCCACUACACUGAACCCACAGACACACGGGGUCAUCAACAAAGUGAGACACACGUUGGGGACAUCUUGACCUUACACGCACAGGAGCGGCACUACAGCGUGGUAGAUGUUCAAGUCUCGCUGGCAUCAAGCGUUCGUCAUCUGAAUCAAAGUGCUAAGGCUAUAGAAGGCCAGCUGACGUCAGAACAGGUUGAACAGUUAAACGACGGUUACAUCACUCCGAUAGAUCACUACUCGAUCAUUGAUUGA